This is a messenger RNA of Triticum urartu, 1615 nucleotides long. NCBI's taxonomy places the organism in Eukaryota, Viridiplantae, Streptophyta, Magnoliopsida, Poales, Poaceae. The record is from RefSeq and is a predicted model, not a curated record.
GAUUCGGGUGUCUUUACAAAAUUUCUUACCUUAAACUUCAUGUGUGCAGUACUUGCUUUCGUCUUCAAUGGAUAAAACAGUAAAGUUAUGGAACAUGUCAAGUGUAUCAUGUUUGAAAACGUUCUCACACUGUGACUAUGUGACAUGCAUCCAGUUCAACCCUGUCGAUGAUAGAUACUUCAUUAGUGGUUCUCUGGAUGAAAAGGUCCGCAUCUGGAGCAUUCCAAAACGUGAAAUUGUUGAUUGGCAUGAUCUGCAUGAAAUGGUCACUGCUGCUUGCUAUACCCCUGAUGGACAGAGUGCGUUAGUUGGUUCCCACAAGGGCAGCUGUCAUCUUUAUGACACAUCGGAUAAUAAGCUUAUCCAAAAGAAACAAAUUGACUUGCAAACUAAAAAGAAGAAGUCCCACCAGAAGAAGAUCACUGGAUUUCAGUUACUUGAUCAGUUCCUUCCAGGGAGUUCUUCGAAGGUGCUCAUCACAUCUGCCGAUUCACGGAUCCGAGUUAUUGAUGAUUUUGAACUAGUUCACAAAUUUAAAGGUUUCCGUAACACCAACAGCCAAAUCUCAGCUUGCUACGCAGCCAGAGGCAGAUACGUGAUCUCAGCGAGCGAAAACUCCCAUGUGUACGUGUGGAGAAACGACGACGGCCCUGACGAGCAAAGAAGCAGCAGCAGCAGCAAGGGCGUCGUUUCUGUCGCAAAUUCCUACGAGUACUUCUACUGCCGGGACGUGACGGUGGCCGCCGCCUUGCCAUCCACGGCGGGGUCAGCGGCGACGUCCCGGACCAACUCCAGGAGGAAGCACCAGGAGCUGGAUUGUGUGUCCGAGUAUCCUCUGCCGCACGCAGGAGACGGAGAUUCCUCUGAUUUCCAGCAGCAGCAGAGCCGCGAUGACCUAAGCAACGGUUCGAACCACAGCGGCGGCGACAGAGCGUCUGCGACCUGGCCCGAGGAGCUCAUGACGCCGACGAAACAGAGCCCGCGGUCCAGCACCAGUCUCCCCGACGGUGACGGCGCCGGGCAGGCCCCGAGCCGGUCGGCCUGGGGCAUGGCCAUCGCCACGGCAGGCAGUGGGGGUCAGAUCAGGAUACUCCAGAAUUUUGGGUUUCCCGUCAGAGUAUAGUAGCAGCAGUAGGGGGUGAUUUUUGUGUGUAAAUAGGUGGGAGAUGCGGCUGGUUUGCUGUUAGCGGUGUUCGAGUUCCGUGCGAAUGCGAUUUGGGUGUAGCUGAUGCGUGCUUACUCGACUAACGACGACGGCCUUGUUCGUUUGUACGCCCACCCCGCCUGCCCCGGCUGGAGUGAAAUCUCUGGCCACACCCAUUUGUAUCUGCUUUUCCACUCUUGUCCGCUCCGGCUCUCCGCUCAAUUCUUUAGUUCCCUUGUGUGUGUGUGUGUGUGUGUGUGUGUGUGUGUGUGUGUGUGUUUGUUACCCUUUCUGACAUAUUCUUGUAAGGGAAAAAAAUCUCAGGUGUAUACAUACAUGCAGAUAGAGAAGCGAAGGACGAGUUUUCUUAGUGGUGGAUUCGUUAUACAAGUGGCCUUCCAGGUCUUCUCAUACGGGAGGGAGCUAGGAAGAGAAUAAUAAAAUCUCGAGUUCUGAAGCUUUUGGGCUGCA